AUGUGGGCGCUGGGGCCGCGCGCGCUGCGGGCCGGGCUGGCGCUGCUGGGCCUGGCGCUGCUGGCCCAGGGGCUGCGGAGCUGGGUCGCCUCCCGCCCCUUCGAGUUCCGGCCCGAGGAGAUCGCGGAGCUCGGCCGGCUCCAGGCGGGCUUGGACCAUGAGCAGGCCUUCUCCAAGAUCAUCGUGGAGCUGCGGAAGAAGCACCCAGGCCACAUCCUGCCGGACGAGGACCUGCAGUGGGUGUUUGUCAACGCGGGCGGGUGGAUGGGCUCCAUGUGCCUGCUCCACGCCUCGCUCACUGAGUACGUGUUGCUCUUCGGGACGGCCGUCGACACCGGGGGGCACUCGGGUCGGUACUGGGCUGACAUUGACUACGCCAUCAUCUCAGGGACCUUCAGGCAGUGGAAGGAGGGGACGACCAGAAGUGAAAUCUAUUACCCAGGGGACACCAUAGUGCAGAAAUCCGGAGAGGCCACGGCUGUCCAGUGGAGCGCCGGCACCUGGAUGGUGGAGUACGGCCGUGGCUUCAUCCCCCCCUCGCUCGUGUUUGUGUUGGCCGACACCAUCUUCAGCACUCAGGACGUUGUCACUUUCUUCUGCACCCUCCGGGUUUGUGCCAAAGCCUUGCUCCUGGAAGCCGGUACCUACUUCAGCCAGCUGGCCCAGUGAGACCACCCUCCGCAAGCACCAACACAACCUCAAAGGAAGGGAUUCCCCUUUCCCAUCCCCCACCACCUCCUGCAGAUUGUACCAGAAAGGCAGUGGGCAAGAGCACCUCUGUCCCCAUGUGCAGGCGUGCCAGGUAGGCUGAACGUUCGCCGUAUCCACCUGCCGCAGCGAGCACUCAGCUGGAGGAGAAACAGGCAAUAACGGAUAAUGGAUAAACCUAGAUCACUAUUUUUUUAAUAUCCAAAUGUUCCUCUACAUUUCUGUAACUAGACUGCAGCGAUUGAGCUGCCACGCGUGUGUGUGUGUGUGUGUCCCCGUGCCCUCGGUCGGCAGCAGGCAACGCUAGCCUGCGUGUGCGUGAGAGAGACCCGUGGCUCUGCAGCCAGCUGCCCUCUGUUGCCUUUUGUUGCUGUUUCUCGUGUUCUCUGAAAGUCGGGGGCCUAUGAAAAACCAAUCGGGGGGAGGGGGAUGUGCGAUAUGGAUUGUUGUGUGCAUACACACUCUGCACAUGAUCGAAACCAUUCCCAGCAGGGGUAUACCUAGCAUAGGACCAACUGCUGAGCUCACGCGUCCCCAGAUGAACCUGGAGUAACUGUAGUGGAGUAAGUGGGGUUCAGCUAGUUACUGAAGACUGUGGGGCAGGAAAGCAGCUGUUCCAAACCUGUGGGCUGCUUUCCCCGUAGGGCCUCACAGCUGAUACUCCUGGGGAAAUUUUGUGCCACUGCGUGUGCGCAGAAACAUGUCCCCCCGCAGCUUCUCUUUGCUUUGCCGCAGAAAAAUGGUUUUUGUGGGGAAGCAAAAAGAAGCUGCACCAGCGCUCACUCCCCACUAGCGUGGGUGCAUGUGUUCAGGCACCCAGAGCAGCCGGGAGAGAGGUAAGUCACCGUGGGGCAAGGGCAAGGGGCAGUCUGGGGAUUCCCUGGCCACCCAGGGACAUUAGUCCUGUCUGGGGGGGAUGGGAGGGAGGAGGAAAAAUCAAACUGAAAGCAGCCUUUUAAGCUUUUUUUAGCAGUGUGCUCAUGCACAGAGAAGAGGAUUGGAUGACCAAAAGUCAAUCAUGCUCUCUGUCGGAAAAUUUAAAAACAAAAAAAAGAGGGAGCCCCGCCCCCGGAAAGCCCCCAAACAAGCAGCAAGCAAAAUAUAGACACAAUAGCGUAAUAGAACAAUUACACAAAGAAAGAAGCCAAAAUGUGCUUACUGUAAGCGGGCUUGGCAACUGGAGGUGAGGCUUUGUGGGAGCUGGGCAGAUGGGGAGCAGCUCCCUAUACAGGGACCCCUCCCCCCACUUACUGGCCCCAUCGCUCCUCAGCCACGGGGAGAGGGGUCACUAUAGGGGGAGCUCCUCUCUCUGUCUGCCCAACACCCUGUGUAUCUGGACCCCCUGCCAAGCCUUACCCACGCUGCACCUGGAAACCCCUCCUGCAUCAGGAGCCCACCCACUCCCCCAGAGCCUCACCCCCUGCAUCAGGAGCUCCGCACAGCUAGACCUCCACCCCACUGAUCUCAACCAGCUGCAUCCUGACCCACACAUUCCCCCAGCACCCAGGUUCCCCUCUCCUGCUGAGCCCUAACCACCUGGAGAGUGCUAUUCCCCCUGCACCCAGAACCCCACAGUGACUUGCUGUGUAUCCAGAUCCUUCCCCCCCCCCGCACCGAGCUGUCCGCACCGAGAUUGCACCACACAGAACCUUGGUGGGGAAAUUCUGCACCAAAAAAAUUCUGCAUAUUUUAGUUGUCAAAAUAACUACUGCUGGGGGAAUUGCGCACCACUGUGCCUGCGCAGAGCCAUCCCCUGGCAGAGUCUCUCUGCUUCCUGCAAACACAUGGUUUCUGUGGGGAAGCAAAAAGCAGCUGCACCAGCGCUCACUCACCCCUCCCCAGCAAUGUAGGCGCCUCUGUUCGGGUAGCCGGGGGAGAGGUAAGUCACCCUGGGAGAGGUGGUCUGGGGAUGUCCUGGCUGCCUAGGGCCGUUAGUCCUGGGUGGGCAGGGGAGAGGAGGACCAUGACAACAGAAUCAGAGCUCCCCCUUCCUCUCCCCUGCACGAAGCAACCAGAGCUGGGUC
Emys orbicularis (European pond turtle) is the source of this 2732-nucleotide messenger RNA. RefSeq names its product sigma non-opioid intracellular receptor 1-like. Lineage: Eukaryota; Metazoa; Chordata; Testudines; Emydidae. The transcript has 4 exons. Bases 1 to 669 code for a protein of 222 amino acids. Gene Ontology annotation, cellular component: endoplasmic reticulum. The record is from RefSeq and is a predicted model, not a curated record.